GAGCCCGUGUCUCAAUACCCAGAAGCCAUAGCGGUUGUAAGUCGCUUUCCUGCCCUAGCAGCGACUGAGACGUUCGCUUUUCAACAACAGCUUUAUUGUCCGCUGGAUUUCCUUUAAGAACAGGAAGUAUGGAGACGGCGGCGAACUGUUCCCUGAGCGUUAAGCGGCUCCUUUUGGACCCCAAGUUUGAGGGCUACAAGUUGUCGCUGGAGCCGCUGGCCUGUUACCAAGUGGGCCUGGACUCGCCGGUUGCUGAAGUCAGGCUUCGAGAUGAUCAGUAUACAUUGGAUCACAUGCGUGCCUUUGGCAUGUAUAAUUACCUACACCUGGAUCCCUGGUACCAAGAUAACGUUUAUUAUGUGGAUCAGCUUGGAAGAGUCAUGAAUUUAAGCGUUACUCUGGACACUGCCUUAAAAAAACCGAGAGAGAUAUUCAGGCUUCCUGCAGACUUGAUAGCUUGUGAUAACCGCCUUUGUGCAUCAGUACACUUCACAUCUUCCACCUGGGUUACCCUUUCAGAUGGAACAGGAAGGCUGUAUCUGAUUCGAACAGGCAAGCGCGGUGAUGGCUCAUGUGAAAAGUGGGAAAUAUUAUUCAACGAAGACUUUGGGAGCCCCUUUGUUAUUGUCCACAGCAUUUCCUUUCUGCAGUCGGAUGCCCAUGCAGUAGGUGUACUACUACUGCGAGUAGAAAAAGAUGAAUUGGAUAUGCAAGGCAGUGGCUUCCAUGUUUCCUUGGAGUGGGUUACAAUUAUGAAAACUGGUAAGGAAAGUGAUCAUGGGUACGAAAUCUCUAAGCGUCGAGCUCUUCAGGGAAAGUCAGUUCCUCAUUAUGCAGCUAUAGAGCCGAGUGGUGAUGGCCUGAUGGUUAUUUCUUACAAGCCCUACGCACUUAUACAGAAUGGUGGGAACAAGCAUGUCAAAAGUGAAAAGGAGAAGGUAGAAGAAAACAAAAAAGAACCCCUCUACUACUGGCAACAGACUGAAGAUGAUGUGACAGUCACAUUUCACCUGCAAGAAGACUUUGCCAAAGACGACAUCCAUGUACACUUUUCUCCAGGUCGUCUCAUUGUGGCCCUGAAAGAUCCCUUCAUUCCUGUAUUAGAAGGAAACCUUUUUUCAUUGAUUGAUCACGAAAGUUCCACAUGGGUAAUUAAAGAAAAUAAUAGUUUGGAGAUUUUCCUGAUUAAGAAGGAAAUGGGACCAUUAUGGACAGAGCUGAUCAUUGGUGACUCUCAGGGGGAAUAUGUCAUGGAUCCAACCAAGAGUGCCGCAAUAGCUGAACGUCUGAUGCAUCUUACCUCUGAUGAAAUGAAUCCAGACCCUAACAAAGAGAACCCUCCAUGUAAUGCCCAGGAGCUGGAAGAAUGUGACAUUUUUCUUGAAGACAGCACGAGUCUGUGCAGAUUUGAUGGUAACACCUUGAACGUUACUCAUGUGGUAAAUCUUGGAAGCAACCAGUAUCUCUUCUCAACAGUGGUGGAUCCCAAGGAAAUGCCAUGCUUCUGCUUACGCCAUGAUGUUGAUGCUCUUCUCUGGCAACCACGCCCAGAUCAGCAGGACAAGUGGGAGCAUGUUUCAACUUUCAAUGCCUUAGGUUAUGUGCAAGCAUCAAAGCAAGACAAGAAAUUUAUGGCCUGUGCUCCAAAUCACUCCUAUUCUGCCCUUUGUGAGUGCCUGCGUCGAGUAUUCAUUUAUCGGCAACCAACUCCACUGUCAACUGUUCUCUACAACAGAAAGGAGGGGAGACAAGUUGGGCAAGUGGCGAAGCAGUUGGUAGCAACACUGGAAACCCAUGACCCUGUUUUGGGGUUUCAGGCAACAAAUGAGAGAUUGUUUGUCCUCACAACGAAAGUGCUCUUUAUAAUAAAAGUGAACACUGAGAAUUAAUGACCAAGCAUAUCCUCUUAUCACUGUAUUCAGAAUUGGCUCAAAUAAUGACUGUAUAAAUUAAUAGGAAAGUACAAAGGUGUACUGUCAGUACAAAAGCAACAUAUAUUGCACCAUGACCAAAAUGUAUCUUAGUAUGUGCCUGUAUUUAAUAGAUUGAGAGCGAAGUUUUAAGCUUUAUUUUUAAUAAAUAGUUUAUUAUUUGUGCAAAAUUUUUAGAUCUGUUAAGGAAAUACAAGAAAGUUGACAUUUCUCUUUCCAGUGUGCCCUAGUGGCAGAAAUGCAUUUGUGAAAUGGUUAAUGUCCUGCUUUUCCAAAUAGUUUUCAGUCACAGCCCUUUUAAUAAUAGUUGGUUGAAUUUACAUUCUUCAUUUUUCUUUAGCUUUUUAAAUUAAUAAAGCAAUGUCUAUUGGGCUUGCUAAGUCAAAUCAGUUCCCUUAAAAAAAAGAGACAGAUCUACAUGGAAAUUCACCAAAAUAAUUAAAAUGUAAUUUGCAGCUUAGCCAGAAAGGGGUUGGGUUUUUUUGUUUUGUUUUUCCAUUUCUUUUUAAAUGUCUCCACACUUAACACUUACAUUGGCUCAUUGGACAAAUGAUAGUGAACAUGAGCACCUACUUUUCUCUCCUAUAUUUUUUAAAUUGCAUCUUAAGUCUUCUCAUUAUGUGCAAAUGUGGAUUAUGUUUGGGUUCCAGAUGAAAAUCUACAACCAUUUUAGAAAUAAAGUGGAUUUUUAAAAAAGCAAAUAAAUAAAAACAAAGCAAAUGUUA
Molecule: messenger RNA, 2656 nt
Organism: Rhineura floridana
Lineage: Eukaryota; Metazoa; Chordata; Lepidosauria; Squamata; Rhineuridae
Gene: NUDCD1
Product: NudC domain containing 1
Exons: 10
Coding region: 129-1889 (586 amino acids)
Source: RefSeq, a predicted model, not a curated record